This is a messenger RNA of Bemisia tabaci, 1862 nucleotides long. Lineage: Eukaryota; Metazoa; Arthropoda; Insecta; Hemiptera; Aleyrodidae. The record is from RefSeq and is a predicted model, not a curated record.
UGAGAUGUUGACACAGAAAUGAAUUCGGUUUUUUAUGCUCAAGCAUGAUGCAUUUGUUCCAAAGUGAUUCGUUUCGAAAAAUAUUGAGGAUCCUUAACAUUACACUUCUUAUAUCUUUGUGUCGUGAGAUUUACAUUUACAUUUGCAGGCAACACUCCUCGAAGAUCACCGCCUGGUGCAAAAACAUUAGCUAACGUCACCCAAACAUCAAUUGGAUUACGCACGUACAAUGACUACCUCUAUUGGGAGGUGGCUUCCCAGUCGAACAUUUUCUCCACUCGCUAUUUUCAUCGAGACAUUGAUGAAAAUCGGAAUAGGGGCUGCAACCCCUGAUGAUUAUAUAAGCGUGGGCGCACACAAUACUCAGUAUGGUCAUAAUUCAUCGGUGGAGGCGACAACGUUCCUUUCUAACCGAACAUUCAUGCUGGAGCGAGACAAGCUCGUCCCGGACGUGUUAGAUUCUAUACCCAAAGAGGCACUUUUUGUGAGUUACCAUUCGAGGGGGAUAAACUUUGGCAAUCUCGUUAGUUGUUCUGAAGUGGAAAACAUGCCUGUUGUAGUGGAUUGGGAACAUGAAGAUGGUGCCUACUACACGCUUGUCAUGACAGGUCCUGACUACCCAUCACAAAAAAAUCAUACCGACCGAGAAUACCUCCACUGGCUAGUGACGAAUAUCAAGGGAAAUCAUUUCAUGGCUGGUGAUACUCUGGCAGAAUAUUCUGGAGCUACGAAGAAGUAUAUUUCAGAUGCUCAUCGAUUCCUAUUCGUUGUUUUAAAACAGCCCGAGCCAAGUAAAAUGUCCUUUAAUGAAAGGCCAAUACGUGUCCCAUCUCGAAACAAUAACAGAAGAAGGAAAUUCUCCACUCGCAGUUUUGCAAAGAAGUACGGUCUAGAAGUUGUGGCUGCAAAUUAUUACUGGAUUGACCCUAGUAAACCCCUGCCUACAUUUGAGCCGGAGUUCAGCACGCCAAGCGAUUUGACACCGUAAUUCUAUUUUCUUCCGUGUUACGAAUAUUUGACUCACACUGGCUUUAAUAUGGAGACAUGAAAUUUGACUUAAUCUAGAAUCUUCUCAAUUGUCCGAAUCAACUCAACUUACAGUUAUGAUGAAGUUCCAAUUUUAAAUCUAAUCUGAGUCAACCCUGGCUUUGCUCUUAUUGCAAUAUUCGAGGCAUUUAGUGCUUUGCUUUGGUUGCAACAUCGUUAAUAGCGACUAGUCUUAUAAAGACUAUAAUACUUGAUUCCAUUGUAUAUAAAGCAUUAAUUCGUCUUCCCUUUUAAAAACAAUAAUGCGAACCGUUAAACUCUUCUGAAACUCCUAGUUCAGUAAUUUUAACGUAUAUAUUUUUAUUAUCAUUAAAAAGGGAUACCAGAUAAAACUAAUAUUUUAAACGUAUUUACCAAAUAAAUAAUAAGAGCCGAUGGAAAAAAACGAGAGAAACGAAUUUUCUUUAUUGAGGCAAGUAUUGUGAAAGUGCUAAAAUUACUACUUAAGAAUGCAUACUAGUCAUUUGAUUGUGCAUCAUGAAAAAUAUUACGUGUUAAUCUAUAAGGUCUUUGAUCUUUUUGCGAUCAUACAAUAUGAUUGUUAGGUGAUAAAUCACAACCUGAAAACAUACACUUGUCAUAUUAGAACCGAAGAGCCCCAAAGAAAAGAAACAUUAAAACGAGCCUCAAGGAUCGAUUUCUUUCGACUUCAGCUUACUUCCCCCCACCCCCACCCCUUCUAUGUUCCCUUCUUCCCUUUGAAUUUGUAAAGCAUUUGUGGUAGAAUGCUGAAACUACUAAUUAGUAUUUUGCUUUCAUUCAAAGUAUUUGAUUUAUAUUCAUUAGCUAAAUUAAAUGAAAAUAUAUUUACGAAA